AUGGAGAGUUCAGGUGUGGAAGGGAAAGUGCUGGAAAUGUUUGAAGUUGGGCCCUGUGAAAGUGCUUACCAGAUGGGUUUCUUAAUAGGCCAAAGGUUCUCCAAUCUUAUAAGAAGCAGGCUGGCCAGAGACCUCAUUCUUCAAGACCAGCUACUACCUUUUGCCCAAACCCCACAAGCACAGCCACUUCUCAAAGCACUCGCUGAUAAUAACAAAAAGAAGUUUCCAAGUUAUUGGGAUGAACUGAUAGGAACAGCUGAGGGAAGUGGAGUUCCUGUUCUUCAUAUAAUACUAAUCAACUUCAGGAGCGAGAUUGUUCCUUUUCUUCCAAAGAACAAGUUAAUUUCCAAUGCUGAUAGCCCAGAUGACUGUUCUGAUGUUCUCAUCAUUAGUGAUUCCAUGGCCACGGUUGCACAUAAUGAGGAUGCAUAUGUUGCUUUGUUUGGCCACACCUAUUUUAUAAAGGGAAUGCUGUCAAAAGGACUAUCCUUCAUUGCUUACACGUAUGCUGGAGAGCUCCCAAGCUGUGCAUUUGGAUUCAACAGUCAUGGAUUGGCAUUCACACUAAAUUCAGUACCCCCAAUUAAAGACGAGAUUGUGGCGGGUGGCAUUGGAUGUAACUUCAUCUCUAGGGAUCUCCUUGAAGCAUCAGGCAUUCACGAUGCAUUAACUAGAAUUCAUUCAUCAGAAGUUUCUGUGGGACAUAGUUACAAUCUGAUUGAAAUAAGAACACGUCAACGUUGA
This is a messenger RNA of Quercus lobata, 744 nucleotides long. RefSeq lists its product as uncharacterized. The transcript is spliced from 5 exons. The coding region runs from base 1 to 744 and encodes 247 amino acids. The record is from RefSeq and is a predicted model, not a curated record. Lineage: Eukaryota; Viridiplantae; Streptophyta; Magnoliopsida; Fagales; Fagaceae.